ACAUAAGCCAUCAAAGCCAUUUUACCGCUGACCACUCAUAUUUCCGACUAUUUUUCUUCCCCGUCUUGUUACCAAAGUAGCGCCGCUUGGAUAGAACAGCGAAGACAUGGCAUCCAAUCUCGAUUUUGCCGAGGAUAUCGAGGAAGCCAAAGUAUACAUGGCAAAGAAAAAUGUUUUCCAAUUGUUCGAGAGCCUUUUGACCGCAGUUGUUCACAAUCGACCCGAAAACCCGGUAGAGUUUCUUCAGGAAUGCCUAGCAAUUGCCAAACAAAACAAAGACCUCAGAUGGAAUUCAUUUCUUGAAGUGCAGAGCAGAACCAAUAAGAGCUCACAGACAAUAGGACAGUUUGAUAAGGUGUUUGAUACAGAAGUUGAAACGAAGUCUAGUGGCUGAACAAGAAAGAUAGAAAAAGACGCUGAAAGUUACCUAUUUAUUUCUUUUUACUAUGAGAAAAAAAUAUAGAGAAAUCAAUUAUAUUGAAAACACAGCGUUAUUCAGGUUUUGAAUCAUGUGUCAGUGUUCCAAAAAUCUGAUCAGGUCACCAGCCUUGACCUUAGUAAAUAGUAUUUUACUUUUGAUGUUUUUUAUGAAUCAGAAUAUGUUUUAUGUUCUGCAGAGCCUGCAGGCAGGUUAGUGAGAUCCGCUCUUUGUCAAGAACAGUGUGUUAUUAUUUAGAAUGUAAAACAACUUUUACACUCGUAAAUGCCAGAAACAUUCGUGUGUGACGAGAUCGGAUAUCAGUUGUUUAAAGUGAUGACACUUCUUUGCUCUUAGUUGGAAGUGAGCGUUAGCAGGAUGAGAAAUUUUGAUCGAAAACCUGAAAAGGCGAUGUUGUGUUCUUAACGUAUUUGUUACGCUUGUGGUAUCAGAUCAUUUUAGAUGGGUGUUUUUUUGUUGUUGUUGUUACUGAAUGGCGCACAACACUAGAGAGAUUGACCGCUGCAAAAACAGAUACAGAGUUCACAGAGGAAAAAAUGGGACAUGGACGUGAACUUUUUUUUUUCUGUGCAAUGUACCUGCUCCGAACCGUUUCUCAAAAAGAUUAUAAGUGUGACUAGUUAUUAUUGCUGACUUUGUAAAUACCUAUAAAAUGAUAAUUGUAUAAACCGGUUCCAUUUAAAGAGAUUGUUUUUUAUUAAUGCUUUUUAUUAAAGAAAUUUU
Molecule: messenger RNA, 1162 nt
Organism: Pocillopora verrucosa
Lineage: Eukaryota; Metazoa; Cnidaria; Anthozoa; Scleractinia; Pocilloporidae
Source: RefSeq, a predicted model, not a curated record